This is a messenger RNA of Paramecium tetraurelia, 786 nucleotides long. RefSeq lists its product as uncharacterized. The transcript has 5 exons. Gene Ontology annotation, biological process: mitotic cell cycle phase transition; regulation of cyclin-dependent protein serine/threonine kinase activity. The record is from RefSeq and is a predicted model, not a curated record. Lineage: Eukaryota; Ciliophora; Oligohymenophorea; Peniculida; Parameciidae. Gene Ontology annotation, molecular function: cyclin-dependent protein serine/threonine kinase regulator activity. Gene Ontology annotation, cellular component: nucleus; cytoplasm; cyclin-dependent protein kinase holoenzyme complex.
AUGAGUUUUGCUGUAUAAUUAUUUUUUUUAAUUUGUACAGCCAUGUUUUCGUUUGCUGAAUUAAGAGAUUUAAUGACUAGAGACAAACCCAAGACAUUCAACAAGCACAAUCCAUACUACUCAUACGAUUCUGUGAGUCCUUCUAGAAGGGAUAUUCUAAUCUAAUGGAUUAUUGCACAAUCAUCUCAAUUCCAACAUUCAAUAAAAACCUUAGAACUGGCUGUGCUUAUUAUCGAUACAUACUUAAAUUAUUUUAAUAUCUCUCAGGAAUACCUUUAACUGUUGGGGAUUUCGGCAUAUUCGAUUGCCUCGAAGUUUUAUGAGACAGAAAUCUCAUGUCAAAUCAAGUUAUAUGAUUAAGAAGGCUAGCCAUUAUACAAAGAUGAAGAAUACAACGAAAUGGAGGAGUAAAUUGUGAAAGCCAUGGGAUAUCAAUUGAAUCUUACCACAUCAUCGGAUUAUCUAUUAGCAAUGAAUGUUGAAAUAGAUGAAAAAGUGUAGAAUUUGUUAAUGUUCAUGCUCAUAGACUAUGAAAUAUAUCAAUAUUCUCAUUUCGAAUUGGCUUUGGCAAUCUUACAUUACCUAAAUGAUACAAGACUUGUUGUUUCAAAGAAAAUUCUCAUCGUAUCUUAAUUAAUUCAUAAAAAAUUAAUUAAAGCUCAAGAAAUCUCAUGUGAUAAAUAUGAAGAGGACACUAAAUCCGUUGGAAGGAGUCCCUCUGUUUAAAAAAGGAUUUCAAAAAAAAGAGACUUUAAAAGGUAAAGAUUAAUAAAACAACAAAAUUGA